This is a messenger RNA of Pelecanus crispus (Dalmatian pelican), 1907 nucleotides long. The record is from RefSeq and is a predicted model, not a curated record. NCBI's taxonomy places the organism in Eukaryota, Metazoa, Chordata, Aves, Pelecaniformes, Pelecanidae.
CCUUUGUUUUAGACCAGGUUAUCGAAAAUCCUUAUGAUCAAGAAAGAACACAUCAAACAAUUGAGAGAGAUGAAUACAGAAGCAGAAAAGCUGAAAUCCUAUUCUAUGCCAAUAGGUAUUGAGUUUCAGAGGAGAUACGCAACUAUUGUUCUAGAUCUAGAACAACUAAACAAAGACUUAAAUAAAGUUUUGCAUAAAGUUCAACAGUAUUGUUAUGAGCUUGCUCCUGAUCAAGGCCUCCAGCCUGCCGACCAACCAACAGAUCUGAGGCGUAGGUGUGAAGAAGAGGCUCAGGAGAUCGUCAGGCAAGCAAAUUCCUCAACAACAGGACAGCUUUGUGUUGAGAGUGAAAAUUUAACUGAUCUUAUCUCUAAACUUACAGCAAUAUUACUGCAAAUUAAGUGUCUAGCAGAAGGAGGUGAUCUGAAUUCCUUUGAAUUUAAAUCACUAACAGAUUCAUUAAAUGACAUUAAGAAUUCAAUAGACUCAUCAAAUAUCAGUUGUUUUCAGAAUAACGUUGAGAUCCACGUUGCACAUAUUCAGAGUGGUCUGAGCCAGAUGGGAAAUCUACAUGCUUUUGCAGCUAAUAACACCAACAGAGACUGAAAAUUUUUUUUUCAAGUGUACAGCAAGUAGUUCUGGAAAAUCCUGUUCCUUUAUAUGGGCUUCACCAAAUAUCCUAACUGCCAGAAGAUAAGGGGAAAGAAAACCUCUCAGAAAGGACCCUUUUAAAUAUAUUAUAUCUGCUUCUUAAAACCAGCAUUACUGGCCAGCGUUAUGUUAGAUUUCUCCAUUUGUUAUUCACAUGCAGUAGUUUUGCUAACUGGUAAUCUCUUAGUAAUUGCAUUUAUUAUAACAAACUUGAAAACAUACUUUCAAUAUAAUUUGAACUUAGUUUUUAAAAGUUCAGAUGACUUCUGCACACCUCUUGCUGUUGGCUCGCCUGGUAUGUUAGAAGCGAUGAAGAGGAAAUGGCUCAAAUUAGUAGCCCCAUGGCAGGUCUUUGUUAUGUAGAGCUCCGCUUCUCGGUAGGUCUCGAGAGCUGCCAUUUCAGCCGUCGGGUAGCAUGGUGCCAACGCAGGCUGAGUGUUCCUGAUCUCAAGAAGCAGCAGCAGGAUACGGACAGCAAACAGAAGCUGGAAACUGGAGGAUGCUGGGCAGGUCCAUCCAUCAGUCAGUGUCUUAUUGGAACUUUUAAUUUAUCAUAACUUAUAGAAGGAGUCUCAUGAAGGAAUAUAAAAAUGUAACUGGUAACUUUCCAGAAAGAGAUUGGUUAUGGCUUUUUCCCUUUUUCCCACACGGGGCAAAAGAAGCGCUUUAGUUUGGUAUUUUAUAUAAAUGACUGGUUAAACAUACUGUUUUUCCAAAUUUUUGUUUGUUUUGCACAACUUUUAAAUUAGAUUACUGGUUAUCCACCAAUACCCAACAUAUAUAAAUAUGAAGAUUUUUACAAUUAAAGAUAACCAGUGAGGUAAACUGCAAAAAUAAGUGACAACCUGCCUAUGAGUACCUUUUGGAAUGUUAAUCUUGUAAAAAGUGUGUAUUGGUUUGUUUAAAUAGUCUUGUAAAGCUUCUGUGUAAUGAAUUGUUUCCAGAUACGGAUUUUCAGAGAUAGCUGUAGAGAUGUUUUUGAUUCUUUUAGAUGCCUCAUUAAAUGAGGUCUUUUAUAUGUUAAUGUAUAAAGAAUAUGUAAACAGGAUUAUUUUCAAUUUUAAAAUUUUGUAUAGUUUAAAGAUGCUUCUGUAUUCUGUGUUGGUAUUGUGCCACUGCAAAACUUUAGUGCAGAGUUUAUAUUUAGCUAAACUUGUUCUGUUAAUUAAGAGAAAUGCAUAAAUCUUUUAUUCUCAAUGAAAUUUGUAACUCUGAAUAAAUUGACCUAUGAGAGUUGAUAUAUUUCACAAAAAUGC